AUAACCUCAGACAAAUUACCUCAAGAUUUGAAUCACUUGAUUGCAGUAUAGUGAAGUAGUUGAUUUAGGAGGACGAUGGCUAAAGCGUCGGUGUGUGUGCUGAUUGCUACUGUGCUCAGUGCUACAGGUCGGGAUCUGCCGAACCUUGCACUAAACAAGCCUACAGAACAAAGCUCAGUAUAUAAAACAUGGACAUCUGAUCUGGCUGUUGACGGCCAAAACGGCACUCACAGUGAAGCCAGACAAUGUGCCCAUGUGGCGGAAGCAAAGGGUGUGGUAGAGUGGUGGCAAGUAGACCUCCAGCAGACCUUCUCGGUCCUAACUGUCUCCAUCACCAACAGGGGGGACCGUCAUUACGUAAGAUUAACCAACUUCACUGUGGAGGUCCAUACUUCUGACCCGAUGACCAGCAACAACACCGGCCUACAAGUCUGCUAUUUGCAUGAAGGCACGGUGGGCAGAGGUCUGACGGUAGACUUGACCUGCGCCGUCAACACCAUUGGACGUUACGUCAGAAUUGUCAAGUACAACUCCGGUCUUCAGCCUUUAACCUUGUGUGAAGUUGCGGUGAGGGGAGCCCCAGUGCGCAACACAGGCGGAGUAUCAUCUGCCGUGUUCAGUCGUCACAGCACGGGAGCCAGGGAGUCUCACAACAUCAUCAACAUCAUCGCCAGCCAUGAAAACAUCCGGAAGCUCGACUGUGCCAAGAUGUGUCUCCGUAAGGCGACUUGCAACGCCUUCAACACCAGGUCUCCCUCAAUGGGCGUGGUCAGUUGCGAGCUGCUGGCCGUGGCCCUUGACCCCGUCACUAAUCCACCAUGGGAUGUAUAUGAGAUCAUCAUGAAAAAAUAAUGUGAUAGAAAAAGUUAUAGUCCUCGCACGAUUAUAUUUAGCAGUGUGUGCAUCUCCAACUAGAUCAAUAGCGCUUUUUAAAUACAUCAUGUGCACGUUUAUCUUUCAGUCGGUUCUGGUAAUGAGCGUACGCUUACUUACUUACUUUCACGUGCGCUUUCCGACAUUAUGCGUAUUUCGUACACGGCUGAACGUACGUUGCACACCCUGCUAAAUAUAGCUGCUCGCAGUCACCUGACUGUUGACCUUUGCCCGGAUUGUAGUCACGUGAUGAGAACUCAAUGUGAACAAAAAGGAUAUUUUUAGAAAAAUCGCACAAUGCAUUUUUUGUCAUUACUGAAGGUAAUAUUUCUUGUCGCUUGAACGGUGUUUUUUCGCUUUAAAUGUAUUAACCCACAUGCAGCUAUCGUCUUUCAUUAAUAAUAACGAUAUUCUAUGUCAAGAGGCGAGGACUAAAGGUUCAACAGUUAACGUUUGCCUUCAACUUAAGGUCUCCGUAUAUGGGCGUGGUCAGAAGCGAGUUGCUAGCCAUGGCCCCUCGUUCCGCCGCCAAUGCAACAUGGGAUGUGUAUACGAUGAAUGGUGUUGAGUGUAUAGCAGAGUGUGUGAGUGAGUUGGGGUUUACCCCGCUGUUACAAGUUUACCAGCUUUAUCACAGCAGUAGAUACUACAAAUGGUCUCCACUGCUCCCAUGCAACGAAUCAACCCCGGCCUUCUGCGUGACGAGCGAGCACUUUGAUAAUUAGGCUAGGCCUGGAAAUCAUUAGGCAUACGCCUGGAAAGUUACUGACUGCGGCGGUGAACAACAUUCACUUUGGUAAAUUUUAAAAUUCUGAAAAAGGGCAGUUUCUAAAGUAAUAAAUAUCAUUAUUAUAUAAUUGGGGCGGUCGGGUAGCCUAGUGGUUAAAGCGUUCGCUCGUCACGCUGAAGACCUGGGUUCGAUUCCCCACAUAGGCACAAUGUGUGAAGCCCAUUUCUGGUGUCACCCGCCGUGAUAUUGCUGGAAUAUUGCUAAAAGCGGCGUAAAACCAUACUCACUUACUCACUAUCAUAUAAUAAUAUCACAUUAUAAUUAAAAUGGCGUAUUUUUAAGCUUUCAUAGAUUUUUAAACGGAGAAAAUUUCACUUCUUUUUAAAUAAGGGAUAUCAUUGUAUUUAAUGUUCUAAAACAAAUGUAUGGAACCGUCAAGGAUGUGUUUAGACUCAGUGUAACAGCACCCUAUUUUGCAACUUAUUUCGGAGUACGCUGAGGGUGUAUUUUGAGCCCUCUUCUGUUUUCUUUCUUUACACUGAACUUGUAAAUCGUGGGUAUGCUGCAUGUUGUUUGUUUGUUUGUUGUUUAACGCCACACUACGUCAGUAUUCCAGCUAUAUGACGGCGGUCUGUACCCUGACAAUCCAAUGAUUGAUAUCAUAAGCAUUAGUCCACGCAAUUGGGAUACGAUAACAUGCAUCAACCAAAUCAGCGAGCCUGACCACCAGAUCCCGUCAGUCGCCUCUUACGACAAGCAUGGGUUAACCCGAAUUUUGAUUGGUUGUAUGCUACAUUUAGUCAUGACAUUUUGUUACUGGGGCAAUUGAAGGUAUAUUUAUGAUGAUGACGAUGUAACAUUUUCUUAUUCUAUUUUUUUUUUUAUCUUCAGAGACAACUUGAUUGUAUUUCACCUUAUUGUGAUCAUUGGGAUUAGAGCUACAUUUCGAGAAAACAAUGUAUUUAAGGAAUGGUGGCAUCAUGUCACGUAAUGACUAAAAUUGUUGUCCCCGGUUUGUUUUGGGACAGCUCGCCCAAACACACCUGUCGCUCAACGUUUUGCACCUUCUUUUGAGAAUCUCGGGAUUUUCUUGUUCAGUGUAUGCAAACAGACUACGUCCAACAACUUCACAUCAGGAGUCGACAUAUUCUCCGGUCGGGGAUCCUGAAAUAUGAACGUUAUGAAGAAAGAUCAGCUUUGAAAAAUAACUGCCAGAGACAGAAUAGUUUCGGCACCAAGACCUAACGCCCCAACACACCCGAGCCAUCACAAUUGGACCUUGCAAUUACCCCGUGCACGUGAAUGUCAAUUUUGACAGUUCAAUGAAAGGCUGUCAAAUUGCUCUGUUAUAGUGCGCCAUUUGCUCGAGUAUUCCUUGAGGAUGUGAUAUUUCAUAAAAUACCAUAUGUAAUUAUGCUUAACAUAUUUGGUCUGUAAAUAAUCGAGUCUGGGCCAAUCAAUCCAGCGGUCGAUAUCAUGAGCAUCGAAUCAUCGGCAUACGAUGACAUGCAUCAACCAAAUCAGCGAGCCUGACCACCAGAUCCCGUCAGUCGGCUCUUACAACAAGCAUGGGUUGCUUACAGUCAUGUCAUGUCAUGUCAUGUCACUAGGGUCUCACGGAUUUCAUUACUUAAGCAAAUGGGCACCAAAAUUAGAAUAACCGGUGGCGCAAGGCCCUUAUUUUUCUUUGUUUCAAUUAGUUUAAGUCCCCUUUCAAUAUACAUUUAUUAGGUUAGCUAUGCGAGCCUUGUUAAAUCCAAGAACAACAUAUGAAAAUAUAUUAUGGCAAGUCAAUCUUAGUCAUAAACCUGAAACAAUAAUGACUCAGUUCGACCUGUGCAAUCUACCACGUCAAACGUUUGGUCAGUGUAACCGCAGGGCAGAGUUAUCCAAACCCCCUGCCUCUGUUAUAAAUUUUGGGGGGCGGUGGGGUAGCCUAGUGGUUAAAGCGUUCGCUCGUCACGCUGAAGAACUGGGUUCGAUUCCCCACAUAGGCACAAUGUGUGAAGCCCAUUUCUGGUGUCCCCCGCCGUGAUGUUGCUGGAAUAUUGCUAAAAGCGGCGUAAAACCCUACUCAUUCACUCACUCACUCACUAUACAUUUUGGAACGCACAAGCAGCUCUACGUCAGCAUCUACCUUCUUACUUCUACUGUAACAUAGGCGGAUCCGGA
This is a messenger RNA of Haliotis rufescens (red abalone), 3775 nucleotides long. Its product is annotated as fucolectin-3-like. Bases 76 to 852 code for a protein of 258 amino acids. The transcript is spliced from 4 exons. Lineage: Eukaryota; Metazoa; Mollusca; Gastropoda; Lepetellida; Haliotidae. The record is from RefSeq and is a predicted model, not a curated record.